Ostreobium quekettii is the source of this 264-nucleotide messenger RNA. Lineage: Eukaryota; Viridiplantae; Chlorophyta; Ulvophyceae; Bryopsidales; Ostreobiaceae. The record is from the annotation of a GenBank genome assembly.
GCCCUGAAAGAGGUUCAAUUCCACCAGCCUCGCAUUCCUGUAUAUUCGAACGUAACCUCGGAGCCGUUCUCGAGCUCCGGAAGAAUACCAGAGCUCCUGGGACGCCAGCUGACGGAGCCCGUCCAGUGGGAGGACACGAUGAAGAAGCUGCUGGAGGCGGGGAAGAAAGAGCUCUUCGAGUUGGGCCCGGGCCAUCAGAUCAAGGCCAUGGUGAAGAGGAUGGACGCCAACGUUUGGAAGGGCUUCAAGAACGUCGCAGCGUAG